Pogona vitticeps (central bearded dragon) is the source of this 2767-nucleotide messenger RNA. RefSeq names its product glycerol-3-phosphate dehydrogenase 1 like (gene GPD1L). Gene Ontology annotation, molecular function: NAD binding; oxidoreductase activity, acting on the CH-OH group of donors, NAD or NADP as acceptor; protein homodimerization activity. Gene Ontology annotation, cellular component: cytosol. Gene Ontology annotation, biological process: glycerol-3-phosphate catabolic process; carbohydrate metabolic process. NCBI's taxonomy places the organism in Eukaryota, Metazoa, Chordata, Lepidosauria, Squamata, Agamidae. The record is from RefSeq and is a predicted model, not a curated record.
AAGAGGCGGGAUCGCCUCGCCCGGGGGUGGUUGUGCAUGGCUGGGAGAGCGUUAUCAGCAGCGGCCAUUGGAGGGGCGUGGAGUGCCGUCUCCUUGUCCUCUGCUGUCCGAGUGCUGAUCUGCAGCAGGCGUCCCCAUGGCUCUGGCGUCAUCGCCCUUGAGAGUCUGCAUCGUGGGGUCCGGGAACUGGGGAUCUGCUGUGGCUAAAAUAAUAGGCAAAAAUGUAAAAACAAUGCAGAAGUUUGCGUCUACUGUGAAAAUGUGGGUUUUUGAAGAAACAGUUAAUGGAAGAAAAUUGACAGAUAUCAUAAACAAUGACCAUGAGAAUGUAAAAUAUCUCCCUGGUUACAAGCUACCAGAAAAUGUGGUUGCUAUUCCAAAUCUGAAGGAAGCUGUACAAGAUGCAGACAUGCUGGUUUUUGUUAUUCCCCACCAGUUCAUUCAGAAGAUCUGUGAUGAGAUUGCUGGGCGUGUAGCCAAGAAAGCUAUUGGAAUCACUCUAAUUAAGGGAAUAGAUGAAGGUCCAGAGGGACUCAAACUCAUUUCAGAUAUAAUUCGGGAGAAGAUGGGAAUAGAUAUCAGUGUGCUGAUGGGAGCCAACAUUGCCAAUGAGGUAGCUGCAGAGAAGUUCUGUGAAACCACAAUAGGGUGUAAGAUUUUGGAAAAUGGUCUCCUCUUUAAGGAACUUCUUCAGACUCCAAACUUCCGAAUAACUGUGGUAGAUGAUGCAGACACGGUUGAGCUUUGUGGUGCUCUUAAGAACAUAGUGGCAGUGGGAGCUGGCUUUUGUGAUGGUCUUCGCUGUGGCGAUAACACCAAAGCAGCCGUCAUUAGACUGGGACUCAUGGAAAUGAUGGCAUUUGCAAAGUUCUUCUGCAAGGGGCAGGUGUCUGCUGCCACUUUCCUGGAGAGCUGUGGAGUUGCAGAUCUUAUCACAACAUGCUAUGGCGGCCGCAACCGGAGAGUGGCUGAAGCAUUUGUUAAAACUGGGAAGUCUAUUGAAGAAUUAGAGCAAGAGAUGCUGAACGGGCAAAAGCUUCAGGGACCACAAACAUCUGCAGAGGUGUAUCGUAUUCUCCAGCAGAAAGGAUUAGUGGAGAAGUUUCCACUCUUUGCUGCCGUGUAUCAAAUCUGCUACGAAGGGAAGCCUGUCCAAGAGAUGAUCUCUUGCCUCCAGAGUCAUCCACAGCAUAUAUAAAGCAUGUUUUACCAUUGUCACAUCUCCUGCCUUCUCGUAUUUGUAUGAGGGUUCAAAUGGAUGUAAUUUUAAGUUUCAUAAAAAGCUACUCCAUGAAACAAUUGUUUUAAUAUAUGAAUGUCUCUGGAUGUGUGUAGAUUGUCUUUGUUCAGUGUAAUAGUGUGACUCUUUACCUGCUAGCUGUCAUUUUCACUGACUAAAAUUCAAGAGGCUUCCAAAUGUGCAGCUCACGACUUGCACACUCCUCUUACUGCCCAUAGAUCUCUUUUUACAUUAGGAGAGAUGGAGGGUACCCAUCUGGAGCUUAAUGGUGAUUACAGCAGGAAGGAUAAGAUGUGACCUUUCUUCCUUUAUGGCAGAGCUAGGGAGUCUAUCCUGCUCUAGCUGUUGUUGGACUUCAAGUCCCAUCAGCCCCAGUCCUUGCCAGUCAUGGCUAGGGCUGAUAGGAGCUGUAGUCCAACAGUAUUUGAGCAGCCAUGGGUUUUCCAAGCUCCUCUUUAUGGGUAUUGAAUAUGGCCUGAAAUGUAUUUUCAUCUCAGAGCUGUGAGCACAUCCAGAUAUUAAUCUAACUUGCAUGCCUUUUGUUGUGAUACGUUAAUGAAUAUUUUAAUAAUAAUCAAUUUCAUAGCAUUUUUGGAUGGGGGGUGAGGCACUUUGGCCUUUUUAAACUUAACUGUUAAAUAUAUUUUAAGAAAUGAAAAUAAAUUUUAAGUAGGUGCAAUAUUGAUUUAUUUAGGGGAGUUCUGUUGACAAUAAUGUCUGUCUUCACUCAAUUUACCCCUUCUGUCAUUUAUAAUUCGGCUUCCUCUUUUACCUCUUUGUGAACCUUUCUAAAUCAAGCAUUUAUAGGCAUAACUUUGGUGCUUAGCAUCAUACAUUUUGAAGAAGCAAAAGAACCAUAUCCUGUGAUUUCUGAGAGCUUACCCUUGUCUCACCUUGAUUCAGACUGAGGAGAUGAUACAACAGAGUGUAGGGUAAGGGUAACAAACCUUUUAGCAAUCCAGAUGUUUUACCCCUCCCACCUACACGCACAAUCCCUUCCUAUGUGUCUUGCUAUCCAGACCUUCUGAUAGUUGAAGUCAAAAACUUCUGGAAGACAGUGAUUUCUCACCUCAGUAUAGAUGAUCAGAAAGCUUACAUGAAUGUGGUGAUAUGCAGUGACUUGGCCAUUCACUGCAGUUUUCAGUGGAAUUUCCAGGUGGCAUUCUGAGGUGAUCUUUUCAGUAGUUUAUUAGCAUGUUCUGGAAAAGUUGGGGUUGAGGCAGCCCUGCAUGUCAUCAUCAGUUAUGUUUGCCUUCUCUAAGAAUUUCAUUUGAAAUGACCAGUAGGGAAUAAUUCCUAUCUCCUUCCUUCCACUUCUCUUCCCAAGAAAAUCCCUACAUAUAGAGCCUACUCUUUUUCAUAGUUUCAUCUGCCCAUUCUAUGUGUGGUUCUGAUCCACAGAUCUGUUGUUGUGAUACCCACUUCUUGGGAUUUUGCAUUGGUAUCCAUAGUCUGCUAUAUAUAAAAGGAGGGUAAAAAGGCAGGGUAAAAUGUGUGUGUGUGUGUGUCUGUGUUAUUCAAAUAUUU